Molecule: messenger RNA, 2633 nt
Organism: Diospyros lotus (date-plum)
Lineage: Eukaryota; Viridiplantae; Streptophyta; Magnoliopsida; Ericales; Ebenaceae
Product: ABC transporter G family member 5
Exons: 1
Coding region: 1-1911 (636 amino acids)
Cellular component (GO): membrane
Molecular function (GO): ATP binding; ATP hydrolysis activity; ABC-type transporter activity
Source: RefSeq, a predicted model, not a curated record
AUGAAGAAACAAGGCUGUGAGAUUGAAGCAAUCGGCAUCAACUACAGAAUCUACACACAGAAAGGACAGCACCCUUUUAGGUGCCUUGGCGGCAAGGCCCAACAACACAAGCGGCAAGGAGACGUACAACAGUCAGGAGUGCAGCAUGUUCUGAAGGAAGUGAAUUGCCGGGCCAAGCCGUGGGAAAUCUUGGCGAUUGUCGGCCCUAGCGGGGCAGGGAAGUCGUCGCUGCUGGAGAUCCUUGCCGGAAAACUCACACCACAGAGUGCAUCCAUUUUUGUCAACCAGAAGCCGGUGGACAAAGCCCGGUUCCAGAAGAUAUCAGGCUACGUCACCCAGAAGGACACACUGUUUCCACUGCUCACAGUUGAAGAGAGCUUAAUGUUCAGUGCAAAGCUCCGGUUAAGGCUUCCUCAGUCAGAGUUAUUGCCGAGAGUGAAGUCAUUGAUUCAAGAACUGGGACUGGGUCAUGUAGCAGGAGCUCGGGUUGGCGAUGAUAGGGUACGUGGCAUCUCCGGUGGAGAAAGGAGACGAGUAUCUAUUGGUGUUGAUGUCAUACAUGAUCCCAAAGUGCUAAUUCUUGAUGAACCAACUUCAGGGCUUGACAGUACAUCAGCUCUUCAGAUCAUUGACAUGCUCAAGACAAUGGCUGAAACCAGGGCUCGAACUAUAAUCCUCAGUAUACACCAACCUGGAUUCAGAAUUGUUAAGCUGUUCAACUCCAUUCUUCUGAUGGCUAAUGGCUCGGUUUUGCACCAUGGAACAGUUGAUCAGCUCGGCUUGCAGAUGAGGCUCAUGGGUCUGCAACUUCCUCUUCAGGUCAAUGUUGUCGAGUUUGCAAUUGAUUCCAUUGAAGCAAUUCAGCAGCAGCAACGAGUGAACCAAGAAAUGCAACCACAGUUGCCGGCAACGGUACUGCCACUGCAUCAACACAAGAAAUGUGACGAAGGUGAGAGUAAUGGUGGUAAAUUCACUCUACAACAACUAUUUCAACAAUCUAAAGUGAUUGAUGAAGAAACUAUCGAUGCGGGGAUUGAUUUUCCCAGCGGUUUUGCAAAUUCUAGAUUGGGAGAAACCUUGAUUCUUACUCAUAGGUUCUCGAAGAAUAUAUUUCGCACCAAGGAGCUCUUUGCCUGCAGAACCCUUCAGAUGUUAGUAGCUGGGCUCAUAUUGGGUUCAAUCUUCUAUGAUCUUAAAGAUGAUUUGACAGGAGCUGAAGAAAGGGUAGGCCUAUUUGCAUUCAUAUUGACAUUUCUGUUGUCAAGUACAACAGAAGCUCUACCAAUUUUCUUGCAGGACAGGGAGAUAUUAAUGAAGGAGACAUCAUGUGGAAGCUACAGGGUCUCAUCAUAUGCCAUGGCAAAUGGUCUUGUGUACUUGCCAUUUCUACUCAUAUUGGCUCUCCUAUUUACAAUACCACUGUACUGGCUCGUCGGGCUAAAUCAAAGUUUCAUGGCUUUCUUUCACUUCCUGUUGUUGAUUUGGCUAAUUCUCUAUACGGCAAAUUCAGUCGUGGUAUGUUUCAGUGCUCUUGUGCCCAAUUUCAUCGUCGGAAAUUCAGUGAUCUCUGGUGUGAUGGGUUCGUUCUUUCUGUUCUCUGGCUAUUUCGUGUCAAAACAUGGGAUACCGAGUUACUGGAUUUUCAUGCAUUACAUAUCACUGUUUAAGUAUCCAUUCGAAGGGUUCUUAAUAAACGAGUUCUCUUCUGGUAAGGAGAAGUGCUUGGAGUACAUGUUUGGGAAAUGUGCAGUUAGCGGCGAGGAUGUGCUUAGAGAGGAAGGGUAUGGAGAGGAGAGCAGAUGGAGGAAUGUAGUCAUUAUGGUGUGCUUUAUUUUGGUCUACAGGUUUAUUUCUUAUGCCAUCCUCAGAUGCAGAUGCUCUCACAGGGGCCUUAAAGGAGCCUUUCUUUGAAUAAACAUAUGGUAGCAUUUCUCUCUCUCACUCUCUCCCUUAAUGACAUGUUGAUAGGGUUGGGUCACAUAUUUUGGAAUUUAUUCAAAAUACGGAUUUAAGAAAAAAUAUAUCAACAUCAACAAGAAGUGUAACAUGUAUUAGUACAUUCAUAAAUAUAAAACACAAAUCUCUAUCUCUCUCUCGCUCUCCCCCCCCCCCCCAGUUCUUUAUUUUGCAAUUAUUGGGUUUGUAAAGAAACAGGAAAUGACCAAAGCUCUAAGGCUGUAAAGUAUGCAACAGCCUGUAAGGUGACAUGAGUUUGGAAAGAACAGUAAUUUUAGUAUUGUGAGGUGAAUACUACAGCCAAAAUUUUGUACUGGCCAGUUGUUACAAACUUGAAGGCAGACACUUAAUUACAGAGAGAUUUGUCACAAACAGCUGUCCAGGAGCCUGACAAUGCUAAAUAAAUAUAUCAUCCAGUUCUGUUUAUAUUCUACAAUAUACUUUGUUCUGUUUAUAUUCUACAAUAUACUUUUGUCGUUACCAACAAUUACCCCAAGCUCCCCACCUCAUUCCCAGUGCCAGAAAAAUUUAGCAAAUCUUGACACAUUCUUAAGGGUGAUUCACUUGGCAAAUUUUGACCCCAGAAAAAUCACCGGAGAGAAUGCCCACGGGGUGACUCUGUAAUCUGGUCUCAAAGACCAUAACCAUGUUAAAUAAGAGGCAAGAUUUUGUUCCAA